This is a messenger RNA of Juglans microcarpa x Juglans regia, 1024 nucleotides long. RefSeq names its product protein RER1B-like. Gene Ontology annotation, biological process: protein retention in ER lumen; retrograde vesicle-mediated transport, Golgi to endoplasmic reticulum. The coding region runs from base 165 to 743 and encodes 192 amino acids. The transcript is spliced from 4 exons. The record is from RefSeq and is a predicted model, not a curated record. Lineage: Eukaryota; Viridiplantae; Streptophyta; Magnoliopsida; Fagales; Juglandaceae. Gene Ontology annotation, cellular component: Golgi membrane.
AGGAAAAAAAAAAAAGGAGAAGAAAAAUAAAAUAAUACCAAAAAGGAAAUAGGGUACUUCUUCUCUCUCCCGCACAGAUCUGCUGGCUUUUCGCUUCCUGGCAUCAAAUUUUCUGUCUUGGCUCCCAACGCUCGAAACAACACAGUCAUCCAAGGUUGAGUUGAAUGGAGGGAGUUGGGGGCGACAGUGCAGCAUCAACACCUGUGAACGUAUUUUGGCAAGAUGUGUGGAGGCGGUACCAGUAUUUUCUGGAUAAGACGACUCCACAUGCAGUCUAUAGAUGGAUUGGGACCCUUGUUGUAGCGUUGAUCUACAUUUUGCGAGUUUAUUAUGUUCAAGGGUUUUACAUUAUCUCAUAUGGUCUGGGGAUUUAUCUGCUGAAUCUUUUGAUUGGAUUCUUGUCGCCUUUGGUUGAUCCAGAGAUGGAAGUUUCAGAUGGGCCUAUGCUGCCAACAAAAGGUUCUGACGAAUUUAAGCCAUUCAUUCGCCGGCUUCCAGAGUUCAAGUUCUGGUACUCCUUCACCAAAGCUCUGUGCAUUGCUUUUGUCAUGACCUUCUUUGCUAUGUUUGAUGUUCCUGUCUUCUGGCCCAUUUUACUUUGUUACUGGAUUGUUCUGUUUGUCCUUACAAUGAGGCGCCAAAUUGCACACAUGAUCAAACACAAAUAUAUUCCAUUCAACGUAGGGAAGCAGAAAUAUGGCAAGAAACCUUCUGCAAGUGGCGGUGGCUCCCGUGGUGACUGAACCUCUUCUAAUUUUAUGAUUAGGGCAAAUAUAAAUUUACCUGAUGGCCAAAAAAAACAAACAAAAAAGGAAAGGCUUAGUAGGGAAGAUUUAGGAUGGUAGAUUUCUUUUUUGUAUGGAUUGUAAUAUGAAGUUCAACUGUCUUGUUUUUUCAUGCUACCAGAAGAAUUGCCGAUGUUGCAGGGAGACUUUUUAUUGUCCAUAUACAAUUCAGAUUCAAUUAUUACGUUUUUCAGAUGACUGUCAAUGUAUCUGCAUCUGCAUGAUGCAGAAUAUUUCCA